AGUGUUCUGCUGCUGCGAAAAAAACACUAGUUCCGUGCUACGGUGGUUGUUAUUCCAGUGAUAUUGUGUGUAAAUUGUUCGAAAUCAUACUGAACUGUACUGUAAAGGUUUUCGUAAAUUUUGAACUUAAAAAUGCAAAUACACCCGACUGAAAACUUAAUACUCAGCUUCAAUCCGUUCCUUCGAGAACAGACACGUUGAAGAACAAUCGAGCAAAUAGGGAAUAAAGUGCUACUCCCCCAAACAACUGCAUACUGAGAAACCAUAUUGAUAUUUUAUCACCAUUAUCCAUUGCUCUACAAGUAAAAUGGAACAUGGCAAGCCAGCCGCACUUGGCAGUAGCACCAGCACCAUCACCACUCUAGGCAAACAAGAACUAACCGCCACACUGCAGCUGAACGCAGCGCAGAAAACCGACGACAAUCUGAGUAUUAAAUCGUCCGAUUCGGUUACCACCAGCGGUGAGUACGAAAUUGUACCGGAAGUUCCGAACCUUGGCGACGUGCUUCCGUCUCCGGUCGCCGUGGCGGCGACCGGGAUGUCAACGGCUGGCACCGACAGCCGGCAGGAGGCCGAUCAUCCGGUUCGCGAAACGCGCCAGUUCGCUGACCUCAAUCUGACCGAUUGUUUCGAGGAGGACGAGGUGGUGGUGAAUCUGAUCGCGGCAGCACCACCGGCCAAGUUGGAUGCAAUUUCUCCCAUUCUAAACAUUGAAGGCAACGGCAACGUGUUGGAUCUGGAGAAAAAUAUGGAUGAGGUCAUCCACGAGUUGGACGAAGAACGUACACUGAGCGCCAGCGACGGCGAGCCGGGUAGUGCGAACAAAACCCCUGUAAAAAGUACUCUCAGUAGCAAGUUAAGACCGACGAUGCCGCAGUUGGCGCUCCGCGGACUGAAGCCUCGAUCACCCGGUGCAGCGGAGGAAAAAUCUCCCAACCUGCAGUCGCCGGAAAACCGAGUCGGUCAGUCAGUCUUUUACGAUUGUCUCGAUUCUAGCCCAAUGACCGAGAAAAAAGAUGCCAUGAAAUCGGACCAGUAUCCGGUGUCCGCCGCCGAAACCGACGACGAGCUGUCCGACAUCGAUCAGGAGUGUACCAUUUUCAGCGGAGUGUCCUACCUGGGAGCGACCGGUAUCAAGACACCCAAGUCGGAGAAGGAAAUUCUUCAAAAAGUUGCGGAAAUGAAUGCCACUCACUCCACCCAGUCGCCGCUGGGUAUGAAAGUGUCCGUCAGCAUUCCGACACGUUCCGAAGGAUUGGUGGUGCUUUACGAUGCUGAGACAAACGCAGUCGUUGCCACCUACGAGGUUCAUCGGAUUCUUUUCUUCGCCCGUGGACCGGCCGGAUCGACGAACCAAGCGUGUUUCGCAUUUACCUGGUCGCACGGAGAAUCCCAGGAAACAGCCAGUCAUCAGUGCCAUGUCUUCAGAUGUGACAUCCCGGAAGCGGUGACCCAAGUUAGCGCUUGCUUCGCAAAGGCCUUCCAGCGUGUGCUCCCGCCCAGCAUUCCGGCCAGUAUGACAACCUCGCUGGCCGACAUCACAUCGGACAGUGCUGGCAAUCCAAUCCAGUCGGCCAUGUACGAGUUUAGUAUAUCGCUGGAAAUCAAAGAGAAGGACAAAAGUAGCUACACAACGGUUCCCCGCGAUGCCAAGGCUAGCUUUCGGCUACGGUGCAACACGGAUAAAGAAGUCUGUAUCGUUGUUAAACAGAUUCCUUCGGAACUGUAUCCACCACUGUACAUUGAACGGUGCUUCGGUGUACUGCUAAGUCCGGGAAAAAUUGUACGACAGGCUGAUAUGCAGCUCCUAGAUAUGGUAAAUAUGGGCUACAUUAAAUCGGAAACAGCAGCUCCUGCAGCGAAUCAAAUGUCCGCAUCGAUAACGUCUCUCAAUUCAGCGGCCACGUUUGCGCAAUUGCCCUAUCAAAUCCGUGCGGAAUGGAAGGCAAACGACAAAGCAUUCGAGCAGCUAAACACUGAAACUCAGAAGAAGAGUUUAACCGUAGCCGUUGAUCUAGUCAUAAAAGGCAUCCAAGAGCCAGUUCGCUUUGUAAUUGAAACAUCGGUAAUGAUUUUGUCACAAAGUGAACUACGGAUAAUGCAAAAUUUGUUUACCAACAAAAGGCUGUUGGUAAUGCACUACUAUCUUACCUUGAAGGAGAGUGGCGAAGGUAGCUGGAAGGUGGAAUCGAUUGACCACUCGGACGAGAUAGUAGAACAAAUGGCACCCAAUUCACUGUCAUUGAAUCUUAACUUUAAAACAUGGUCGUUUAAAACGUCUGCCAGCGUGCAAUCGAUGGAGUUUGACGAUUCUAGUCCAGACUAUAGCUCCGACGGGGACGAACCGCUGCUCAGCGGUACCGGAGAAGUUUCACGUGAUUGUCCCACCGCUCUGCUGGAUGAUUGGAACGAGAUUCUGCUCGAGUGGGAUCGAGACAAUUUGGACAAACGUCCACGGAACCUGGCUCAUUUGGUUCGCUGUGGAAUUCCGGAUAUUUUGCGCGGUACCAUCUGGCAGAAGUUGGCUAAUGUGGAAAACAAAACAGAGAUGAUCGACUCCUAUCGGCUACUGAUCACCAAAGAAACAAGCUGCGAAAAUGUGAUCCAAAGGGACAUCAAUAGGACCUUUCCGGCGCAUAAGUUCUUCAAGGAGAGCGGCGGAAUGGGACAGGACAGUCUCUAUAAAGUUUCCAAGGCGUAUGCUGUCUACGAUACCGAGGUUGGGUACUGCCAAGGAUUGAGCUUCAUUGCGGCCAGCUUGUUGCUUCACAUGCCCGAGGAGGAAGCUUUCUGUGUGCUGGUGGCUCUCAUGUACAACUACGGUUUGCGCGAUAUGUACAAACUGGGUUUCGAGUCACUCUAUCUAAGGCUGUACCAGUUGAAUCGCCUCAUGAAGGAUCAUUUGCCGGAUCUCUACGAGCACUUUUACAACACCGGCGUGGAAUCGCACAUGUUUGCCAGCCAGUGGUUCCUGUCGCUGUUCACCGCUCGAUUUCCGUUGUACUUUGUAUUCUACAUUCUGGACGUGUUUCUGUUGGACGGCAUGACGGUGCUGUUCCAGGUUGCUCUGACGUUGCUAUCGGUAUGCAAGAAAGACUUGCUCGAAUUGGAUUUCGAGGGGAUUUUAAAAUACUUCCGCGUAACGCUGCCCAAGAAGUGCAGAAGCGAAAAUCAAGCCAAACGGCUGAUGAAACUAUCGUCGGAAUGCAAGAUUAAAAAAUUGAAGAAGUACGAACUGGAGUACAUGGCUAAGAAGGAAGAGAACGAACGCAAGGAACGUGAAAUGAAACAAUACGAGCAGAAGUUCAAUGAAGAAAAAGCAAAAAUGCAACUUGAAAUUGUGACGUUAAACGGAAAGUUGGAAACUAUGAUAAAGGACGAUAAGAAAAAUAGUGGAAUAAUAAUGGACUACAAAGCGAUUAUUCAAAGACAAGAACAUGAGAAUAAUAAACUUCAUCAGAUGUUGGACGAUCUAACAAAAACAGUAUCGGUCUGCUCAAAAUGUUCAUCUAGCAUACCAAAAUCUUCUCCGUUGCAUAAAAGUUACGGAAAAAAUUUGCAUCACGCAAACAGCGAGAACAAUAACGAUCAAACCGUUCACCAUGAGAGUAAUCUAGGUCCGCUAGACCCAGUACUUAUUGCUAAUCAGCGGAUACGAGAGCUAGAACUAGAACUAGCUCAAUCGAAGUUGGCACAAGUGGAAGCUGAAUGCAAGAACCAGGACCUCCAUCAUCAACUACACGCUACUCUGCAUGAGUUGCAAUCGAACCGUAGCAGCUGGCAACCGUGGUUCUCUAAAACGUUGAAUUCCAUUCAGGAAAAAGUGGUGACCAGGCGAGACGUGAAUGCACCAAUGCCUACAUUUCAAUCGUACGCUGAUCCAAAUGUAAAAUUGCGUGAACAUUCCUCGACGUUCCCCGCCACCGCUCAGACGCAGCUGCGGAAUAAACUGAAUCAACGUCACAGUUACAUGCCGCAAGCAUCAUCAUUCGACACGGUCGGUGUUGGGGAAUCGGCGGGACACGCUAGUUUGGGCGAACCACCAGUCGCCACCACGGACGAUAACCAGCUGUUCAGAGACUCCGCACAAAGGUGUCACAGUCUUAAGUGAAUCCAGCCAGCAGUGCAACUGCAACUCUAUUAAAAUUAUAGCCGAAGAACACUGAUAAACUACAAGUACUAUAUUUAGCUGAUACAUAAGUACACAUGUAGGGUACAUCUUUAUCUAAUAGCAUGCUGCAACACGCGCGUUAAACACAGUUUUUAAAGCUUGUGGUCAAGUUUCGGGCCAGAUUUGAAUGGAACUUGACGGCGACCCUCGAAGCGGAGCUCUUUUCGCUCCUCAAAGUAAACAUUUGAACCAACUACAGAAUAAUAGAAAAGCUGCAUCCUAUUGGUUUAUCAUACUUUUUAAUGUUUGUUAUUUCUUAUACCAUGCACUAUGUUAUUGGUUUCAUUAGCGUUAGAGAGACUUGCAAUAAGUUAGCGCUGGCUUACUCUAUUGAUUUUGCUUCAAAGCCGUUCGCGAAUUUACUAUUAGACACCCAGUACCGUACAAAAUAAACUCUACAGAAAUAAUGCAUUUCAUUUCGAAUGUUCAAACAUUUAACAUAAAGAUAGAGGAUAGGAUGCUCUGAACAAAACCGUACAGACUCCCUAAGUUAUUCGAAUAUGUUGUAACUCACGCAGUUUUCAACCAGGUUUUCUGGUUCUGCGCUGUUAGGACUUUCUCCAAAACAUUAUAUUACCGCCUUUCAGUAAUGCUGAAAACUGUUAACGUUGAAUACAGACAUACACACACAAACACACACACACACACACACACACACACACACACACACACUAUUUGGUAAUCUCUCUGUAUCUAUUACAUCUAUGUUCAACUUAGCAUGCAAAGCAUCAAUAAAUACAUGCGAUUUAAAAGAAAAUGUAUAACAAAAGCAUGGU
Sabethes cyaneus is the source of this 4947-nucleotide messenger RNA. RefSeq names its product rab GTPase-activating protein 1-like (gene GAPcenA). The coding region runs from base 308 to 4111 and encodes 1267 amino acids. The record is from RefSeq and is a predicted model, not a curated record. NCBI's taxonomy places the organism in Eukaryota, Metazoa, Arthropoda, Insecta, Diptera, Culicidae. The transcript has 10 exons.